Molecule: messenger RNA, 2269 nt
Organism: Colius striatus (speckled mousebird)
Lineage: Eukaryota; Metazoa; Chordata; Aves; Coliiformes; Coliidae
Gene: FASTKD3
Product: FAST kinase domains 3
Exons: 7
Coding region: 117-2084 (655 amino acids)
Biological process (GO): mitochondrial RNA processing; regulation of mitochondrial mRNA stability
Cellular component (GO): mitochondrial matrix; ribonucleoprotein granule
Molecular function (GO): RNA binding
Source: RefSeq, a predicted model, not a curated record
AGGUGAGACUCCGUGCGCUCCUGCAGCGGCUUCCGCGGCUGUCUGAAGCAAGAAGAGGGAGGGGCAGCGCAGGCCCGGCUGGCGGCAGUAUCUUUUGAGAAUCCACUUGGUCCAGUAUGGCUUUGAUUAGCCACAAAAGUUUCCAGUUUUAUGCAUCCAGCACACCAGCAAGCAGGUCCAUUUUGAUGAUCUUAAGCAAAAGGUUGAGCUUUAUCGGUGGGCAACUAAAGCCCCAAAACUGUAACUCCAUAGCCAUGAAGAUGAUAUAUUUCCAAGAUAAAUCUCACUAUAUGUUUUUUAGAAAAAAUCAUAUCCAACUGCGGGUACAGUCUCUUUCUGCUAAUGAAACUGUGCAUCUUUUUGGAGAUAGUGGGAACAGUACUAAAUGUAAUAACGUGUGGAUGGAUGAACAACUAUUUUUUGGGAAGUUAAACAGCCUUUGUACAUCAAAAGAGAUUUUUUACUUUCUGAGGUCUCUAGAAGUCAUGUCUGAUACUAUGGCAUCAGGAGCCCUGCAGAGGAUUUCUGAAAUUGAGGUGGAUGAUAAUGGUCUGAAGAACCCUGAAAGAGUGUUAGAAAAUGAAAUUUUCAGGGCAUUGUGCUUCCAGUUUGAAAUUGAAUCCUCAAAACUGUCAAACAGGGGGCUGCUGAAUGCAUUGCAAGCUUUGAUAAAACUACGUAUAGAUCCACAGAGUACACUGAUGGUAACCUUGCUUUCAGAGAGUGAGGAACGGCUUGGUAAAGGACAGCUAACUGUUAAAAAUCUGUGUGCUCUUGGAGAGAGUUUGCUUGAGCUGGAAGGCCCAAAUUGUGUAAUGCUGGAACAAGUUGUGAACCAUAUGCGAGAAAAAGACAUUGAGAAAUGGAGUCCCAGGGAAAUAGCAAUGACUUAUAAGAUGCUGCAGAUGGCCACUGGGGAAGUGGAACAAUACCAAGACUUGCUAAACAGACUGAACAAUGUCACUUUACUUGUAGUUUCCCAGCUAAGCCCAGAGCUCACAAGCAUAAUACUGAAUUCACUGAUUGUUCUUCAUCAGGCUCAGGCAGUUUCCUUAGUCACAGCACUGUGUAAACAUUCUGUGAAGCAUAUUCCACAUUUCACAGAUGAUGAACUGAUAUGUGUACUGGAAGCCUUCCUAUAUUUUGGACAUAGUGAACAAUUUUUUACAGAAGCACUGGAAACACAUGUCCACAAGUCCAUCUUUACUAUGCAUCCUCAAACAGUCAGCCAAGUAAUGCAUUUUUGCUGCCAAAAGAUGAUCCUUUCUAAGCCCAUCUUUGAUGCAGUGGCACAAAGUUUCAUUUCCAAUGCUGAGAGGUUUACCACUGACCAGAUUGCUGCAUGUAUUAUACCAUUUGGGACUCUUAACUAUGUGCCUCCCAGUGCUUCUUCCUUGUUUAGGAAGGUUGAAACCAUACUGCAUACUCACCUUAGUCACUUUAAGCCUCACACCUUGUUGAAACUGCUGCACUCAUGUGUCCUUAUUCAACGUUAUCCAGUAAAUUUUCUGCCAAAAGUUUUUAGUCCCUAUUUUCUGCAACAGCUUCAAGCUCAACCACCUGGUUUGGACAGAAAUGUUACCUCCCAGCUAACCCAGCUUUUUCUUACUGUCACUCUGGAGUGCCCAUUUUAUGAGGGUCCUAAACUCCUUCCAAAGUACAAAGUAAAGGCCUUUCUCAUGCGUCACAGUUCUUUGGAUGUUCACCUCCUCAAAAGGGUGAAGACUGGAUUACUUUAUUUACUGAAAAAAAGAAUGUAUUUUGCAUCAGAGGUAUCCACACCAUAUUUCUAUUCAGUUGACAUUGAGAUUAAAUUAGAUGAAGAAGGUUUUAUAUUGCCUGCUGCUCAAUGUGAAGAGGUACACAGACGAAUUGCCCUCUGUGUUAACGGUCCAAAUAGAUUUUGCGUUAAUAGCCACAAUCUGUUGGGAGAAGAAGCAAUUAAACAGAGACAUCUUCAGUUACUCGGUUAUGAAGUUGUGCAGAUUCCAUUUUUUGAGGUAGAGAGUCUACAAAAUUGCAGAAAAAUGGCAGAAUAUCUACACAAAAAAAUCUUUCCUCAUACAUACAGACUCAGCUGCUGACACUGGAGAACAAUACUUAAUCACAGCUUGACCUCCUGUAUUAUAAAGUGUAAAUAUUAUGCACAGAAGAACAAUUCUGUUUUCUAAGUAACUAUCUAAGCUAAUUUGAGCUUCUGAUGUGUGAUUGUCUGAUAUUUGGAACAAUUGACAUGUAAAGAGUAAUAAAGAGCAACAUAUUUUGUUAA